AUGGCUCGCUACGAAGGUUCUACUCUGGGCCUGAUACGGGCGUACUGGCUCGCUACCGUAGUGUGUAUGGGCGGCUUCUUGUUUGGGUACGACAGUGGUGUCGCAGGAGGCGUCUUGACGUUUCCCUCCUUCGAGAACGAUUUCCGAUUCACUCCAAAGCAAGCGACGCGUACGAGCUCGCUUUCGGUCAGUUUACAACAAGGCGGCGCCUUCGUAUCAUGCCUCCUCGUAUGGCCUUUAACUCGUCGUUACGGCCGCAAGUGGCCCCUCGUCAUCUCGAGCUUCGUCUUCUGCAUCGGCGUUAUAAUCGACACCAUCAACACACACUCGCUUCCCGCAUUCUACGUGGGCAGAAUUGUUGCCGGUCUCGGCCUCGGAGCCGCCACGGUCAUCAUUCCUGCUUACAACAGCGAGAUGGCGCCGAAGGAGCUGCGCGGACAGGUUGGGUGCUUCUUCCAGCUCUUUUACACUCUGGGCAUCUUGAUCUCGUACUGGAUCGAUUACGGCGUUGCGAAACACAUUCCUGGCAAAACGGCGGAAUGGCAAAUCCCGAUCGGCCUGCAGCUUGUGCCCGCAGCUGCCAUUGGUUUCGGCGCCCUCACUUUGACGGAGAGUACCCGUUGGCUGACUGCUGCGGGUCGCCACGAGGAGGCUUGGAGGUCCUUGGUCUGGAUUCGCGCGUCGGAUGCGCCGGAGGUGGAAGCUGAGAUGCAAGAGAUCCGCGAGGGUGUUGAGCGUGAGCUCAAAGCCCAAGAGGGUUUCCGCCUUACCGAGCUCUUGGAGAUACGAAAUGGCAACUUUCGUCUUGUGGCGACAGCAUUCCUCAUGUUUACCGCCCAACAGAGCACCGGAGCGACCGCUUUUGCGUAUUAUGCGCCGCAAUACUUCAAGUUGCUAGCUGGCGGCUCUUCUAACCAGCAACUACUUCUCACGGGUAUCUUCGGUGCCGUCAAAGUCGUCGCUUGCGCGUUCUUCGUCUUCGUACUGUCGAACUUCCUUGGACGCAGGAAGCCGCUGAUCUUUGGCGCUGCCCUCAUGGCCAUCUUGCAUUUCAUUGCUGGUGCUAUCACGAAAACCCACCCUCCAGCCGCGACGGGAAGCCCGUCUAGCGCAAACAUCGCGACCGUCGUCAUGAUAUACCUCUUCGUAGUGGUCUACAACAUGUCUUGGGGUCCACUUCCAUGGCCAUAUGUUUCCGAGAUUUUCCCUGCUCGCAUACGUGAUGCAGGAGUGGCUGUCGGUGUAGCGUCUCAAUGGCUAUUCAGCUUCGUAUACACGCUCUCGAACGCCUACAUGAUCGCUUCGAUGGGAUGGGGCGUCUUUAUUCUCUGGGGCGGUCUCAAUCUAAUCAUCGCCAUCGCCUCUUACUUCUUCAUCGUCGAAACGAACAACUUAUCCCUUGAGCGCAUCAACGAGAUCAAUAGGGUACCAACACCCACAUCUUACCGAGACGAUCAUCUUCAUCCGAAAGACGACGACGACAUCAUCACCAAGAAACGUAGCUCGACGCCUUCUGAAGUAUGA
Molecule: messenger RNA, 1524 nt
Organism: Peniophora sp. CBMAI 1063
Lineage: Eukaryota; Fungi; Basidiomycota; Agaricomycetes; Russulales; Peniophoraceae
Source: the annotation of a GenBank genome assembly